AAGUCGUUUAGUUGUUCAGUCAGUCUUCGGAAAGACCUUGUUUGCGUUGGUUAUUUUAUUCGGGUUGUAUUCAUUGAGUGAUAUAGAAGAAAAAAAAAUGUUCCAAAUUAUUACAAUUUAAUGGCUUUGAUUUUUGGAGAUACAAAGUAGUUGAAUUCAUCGAAGAUUACCGGAGAUAUAUUUUCAAGUGAUUGUUGAAUAGUAUAGUGUAUUGUGUAUUCAUCUGAAUUUGCUGGAAUAUCUUGAAGAAGAGAAGCAAUCCCCCUUCACGAUAGGAAGAGCUUAAGAAAAGUUUGGUAGCAACUAGAUAUUUCUUUAUUCACACAUCCAGUAUAUUAUUAGAAUGCCUUUCUAAUACUUAAUGUUUGGGCAAACGAAAAAGCUUCUAAAGAUGUGUAUUUGAGUGAAAAUUUUAGGGGUGCCAGUAAUAAAGCAGUGGAUUAUUGGUAUAGGUGGUGUCCGAAGGGCACCAAGUGUGAUCUGUUUGUGCUAGUUUAAUUUACGCUAACCGGAAAAUAGACAAAGUACAGUGGAAGCGAAAAGUGAAUUAAAUAACAAAGGGGAAAGCAUCGAGAGCAACAAAAAAAAAUUGGUGCUGUGCCGUAGGAAGUAAAAGAAUAGCCUAAAAUAAAGGCGGUGCUGUGUAGAAAAAGCCACAAAGUCUAAAAGUUCGGUUUUUUCGUCUGCAGAGGGGGUACUUCCUGUUAAUUCGCACAAAAGAGUGUUUGGUUGGAAUCAGAAGCAGAUCAUCGAGAAUAAUUUAACCAGCUAUGAUUGUUUGAAAAAAAUCAAUAUUCCUCGCACAAGGUUAAACUAGGAUAAGUUGAUUGGCAGCAAAGUGCGAAUAUAGAUAUAAUUGUUUGCACCUGAAUCGAUUUGGAGAACUAAAAACUGAUUUGUAAAGAUGGCUCUGGAAGAAACUCAGAACGGAUCGGUUGUCCCGCAGAAGGCAGAUGCGCAAAACCAGCACAUCGAGCCAGCCUCGUCAACCGAGAAGCUAAAUGCUGUCUCUAAUGGAACCGAGAAGUCCCGCAAUAAUAAACAGAACGACACAAACACAGCUUUCCUCAGAGCAGCCAGAGCCGGUGACCUGCAAAAAUUAAUAGAGUAUCUAGAAACAGGACAAGUCACAGACAUAAACACAUGUAAUGCGAAUGGUCUCAACGCACUACACCUCGCUGCCAAGGAUGGGCACUUCGAUAUCGUCCAGGAACUACUCAAACGAGGGGCUAACGUGGACAACGCAACGAAGAAAGGAAACACAUCACUACACAUAGCUUCGUUGGCCGGUCAAGAAGAAAUCAUCCAGCUACUGCUCCAGUAUAAUGCCUCGGUUAACGUGCAAUCUCAGAACGGUUUUACGCCACUGUAUAUGGCAGCCCAGGAGAACCAUGAUGAGUGUGUUAAUUUGCUGCUGGCAAAAGGAGCGAAUCCGGCCCUUGCUACGGAGGACGGAUUCACACCUUUAGCCGUAGCCAUGCAGCAAGGUCACGACAAAGUCGUCGCAGUUUUACUGGAAAGUGACACCAGGGGUAAGGUGCGGCUACCUGCGUUGCAUAUAGCUGCCAAGAAGGACGACGUCAAAGCCGCGGCAUUGCUACUCGAGAACGAGCACAACCCGGACGUGUCAUCAAAAAGUGGCUUCACGCCGCUCCACAUAGCCGCCCAUUACGGGAAUGUCAACGUAGCUCAGCUAUUGAUCGAGAAGGGUGCCGACGUCAACUUCACCGCUAAGCACAAUAUCACUCCGUUGCACGUUGCCUGCAAGUGGGGCAAGCUGAAUAUGGUCUCACUGUUAAUUAAAAACAAGGCUCGCAUCGACAGCAUCACCCGAGAUGGCCUAACACCGUUGCAUUGCGCGGCACGUUCCGGGCAUGACCAGGUCAUCGAGCUGUUGAUGGAGAAUGAAGCCGACAUAAUUGCGAAAACGAAGAAUGGUCUUGCACCGCUUCAUAUGGCAGCACAAGGCGAACACGUGAGUGCGGCGAGAAUCCUGCUGGUCAAUAAGUCUCCUGUAGACGAUAUUACCAUUGACUAUCUAACAGCACUACACGUGGCUGCCCACUGUGGUCACGUGAAAGUGGCCAAGCUUUUACUAGAUCGAAAUGCAGACCCAAAUGCUAGGGCAUUGAAUGGGUUCACCCCACUCCACAUCGCUUGUAAGAAGAACCGAAUCAAGGUCGUUGAACUCCUAUUGAAACACGGUGCUACUAUCAGUGCAACUACCGAGAGUGGACUUACUCCACUGCAUGUGGCCAGCUUCAUGGGUUGCAUGAAUAUUGUGAUUUAUCUGCUACAACACGACGCUAGUCCCGAUAUUCCAACGGUGCGAGGAGAAACUCCGCUACAUCUGGCAGCGCGAGCAAAGCAAAGUGAUAUUAUCAGGAUUCUACUACGAAAUGGUGCUUAUGUCAAUGCACAGGCACGUGAGGAUCAAACUCCCUUACAUGUGGCUUCUAGAAUCGGCAACGUUGACAUUGUGAUGCUACUAUUGCAACACGGUGCUAAGAUCGACGCCGUUACAAAGGACAACUACACACCAUUGCAUAUAGCUGCAAAGGAAGGUCAAGAUGAUGUCCUCGCUGUUCUACUGGACAACAAUGCCAACAUGGAAGCCAUCACCAAAAAAGGAUUUACACCGCUUCACUUAGCAGCUAAAUAUGGUAAUCUGAAAUGCGCACAACUACUACUGGAACGUGGCGCCCAAAUUGACGUUCAGGGUAAAAACGGUGUAACACCCUUGCACGUUGCUAGUCAUUACGAUCAUCAGAAUGUGGCAUUACUACUCCUAGAAAAAGGCGCAUCUCCAUAUUCUCCUGCCAAGAACGGUCAUACACCGUUGCACAUUGCAUCCAAGAAGAAUCAAAUGGACAUUGCUAAUACUCUACUUGAAUACAGAGCAGAUGCAAAAGCUGAAAGCAAAACCGGUUUCACACCAUUACAUCUCAGUUCUCAAGAAGGACACCGGGAUAUGUCAAAACUGUUGCUGGAAAAUGGUGGCAAUCCUAACCAUGCCGCCAAGAAUGGUCUCACACCGCUUCAUCUGUGUGCUCAGGAAGACCAUACUGACAUAGCUAAAACCCUCCUGGAUCACAACGCACAAAUUGAUCCUUCAACCAAAACCGGAUUCACUCCACUGCACGUUGCAGCACACUUUGGUCAAAUAAACAUGGUAAAGUUCCUAUUGGAGAAUGAUGCAAACAUUGAGAUGAAAACCAACAUAGGGCACACCCCCUUACACCAGGCCGCUCAGCAAGGCCACACGUUGAUCAUCAAUUUACUCCUGAAAAAUAAAGCCAACCCGGAAGCGGUAACCAAUGGUGGACAAACAGCCCUCUCCAUUGCAGAUAAACUUGGCUACAUCACCGUUGUCGAGACAUUGAAGGUGGUUACAGAAACCAGUGUCACUCAAACCGUGGACGAAAAGUUCAAGAUUGUGGCCCCGGAAACCAUCCACGAGACGUUUAUGUCGGAUUCAGAAGAUGAAGGCGGAACAUACGACGCCAACCUGCUGACUGAUACGAACGUUUUGAGCCAAACCCAGCAGUCGUGCAGCAGUAGUGGUGUUAUCAAGUACUAUCAGUCGCAGAUGCGCUACACACGCGAAGAUCCGAUCAUGUCUGACCAGCAGCAAUACAACUACAUGACGAGCGACGAGAAUAAGCAGUUUGAUGACACCAACAUCACAAACAUGAGUAUUGAUCCCAUGAAGGAUGAGAAGUACUUGGAGAAGAUCAUCUCAAGCGCCGAAAAGUACACAUCGAUGGCGCCUCGCGAGAGCACACCCAAUCCGCUGGAUAUCACCGUGACCGACAACGUCAACAUUACGCGGAAGCCGAUUCACGUCGGUAACGACCUGUCGUUGUCGCUUACCGGCUUGGCGGAUUAUUUAGUGCGAAAAAACUUUAUGCCAUUAUGUAGGGAAAGAUUCCUCGUUUCGUUCCUGGUCGAUGCACGAGGCGGUGCUAUGCGUGGCUGUCGGCACAGUGGUGUCCGAGUGAUCGUUCCACCACGAUCGGCCGCCCAACCGACACGCAUUACUUGUCGAUAUGUAAAGCCACAACGAAUAAUCAACGCACCUCCACUGAUGGAAGGUGAAGCACUGGUCAGUCGGAUCCUCGAACUAGCUCCCGUAGGGGCUAAAUUCUUGGGUCCUGUUAUAUUGGAAGUGCCACAUUUCGCUUCAUUGCGCGAAAAGGAGCGUGAGAUUAUAAUACUUCGUUCGGAUAAUGGCGAAACCUGGAGGGAGCAUACGUUGUACGAUAGCGAAGAAGCCAUUCACGAUGUUUUAAAUGAGACAUUCAAGGGAGACACCCUCAACCUCCUGGAAGAUCUACACACCAACCGAAUCACUCGUAUUUUAACGAACGAUUUUCCCCACUAUUUCGCUGUCGUCUCCAGAAUUCGACAGGAAGUUCAUGCCAUUGGGCCAGAAGGUGGAACCGUUUCCGCUACCGCAGUACCACUUGUUCAAGCCAUCUUUCCGCAGAAUGCUCUUACCAAAAAGAUUCGAGUUGGAUUACAAGCACAACCGAUAGAUAUGAACAUGACAGCGAAUCUUCUUGGUCGUAGCGUGGCUGUAUCACCGGUCGUCACUGUAGAACCACGACGGCGCAAAUUUCACAAAGCAAUCACCUUGAGUAUGCCAGCACCGAAAGCCUAUAACUCGGGAAUGAUCAAUCAGUAUUCGGGUAACGCCCCGACGUUACGGCUGCUAUGUUCCAUCACCGGCGGUCAAAAUAAGGCUAUUUGGGAGGACGUUACUGGUUCUACUCCAUUGACUUUCGUGAAUGACUGCGUUUCUUUCACCACAACGGUUUCAGCAAGAUUUUGGUUGAUGGACUGUCGCAAUAUUAAUGAAGCCACCAAAAUGGCUACAGAGUUAUACUCGCAUACGUCUCAUGUACCGUUCAUGGUGAAAUUUGUGGUAUUUGCUAAGCGAGUUGAUCAGACCGAAGCCAAACUGAGCGUAUUCUGCAUGACUGAUGACAAGGAAGACAAAACCCUAGAACAUCAGGAACAGUUCACCGAGAUCGCUAAAUCUCGGGAUGUUGAAGUAUGUGAAGGUCGUGUUGUCUAUUUGGAGUUUGGUGGCAACAUAGUACCGAUGUUAAAGAGUGGUGAACAACUCUCCACUCAGUUCAAUGCAUUUAAGGAAAAUCGUUUAACAUUCACGGUAAAAAUCAAAAACAAUCUUGAUGAUUUACUUGGCCGCAUUGCUUUUAUGAACGAACCAAAAGUGGCGAAAGGUGAACCCACACCUACUCCUCUGUGCACUCUGAGCUUUACUCUACCAUCAGAAAAGUACGGACUUGGAGGCGAUGAAAUGGAAACAGCUUCAGAGUUCGAUCUAAGUUCAACCGAAGUGCUGAACUACGACCAGCAAUCGAUCGUGAAUGCAGCAAAUCGUGGCAAGACACUGAACUUCACCUUCCAAAACGGAGAUGCAGACAACGAAAUACACAAGGCUGACAUAAAAAUCACCGACAUUUGCAAUCUAUUAGGAUCGGAUUGGCCUCUGCUGGCAGAGGAACUGCAGAUUUCGCCGACUGAUGUGGAUCUCAUCAAGGCUGAAUAUCCAAAUGACGAGGCCCAACAGUCGAUAGUGAUGCUACGGCUUUGGCUCCGUCAGGCUGGAAGGGAUGCUACCGGAAAUGUGUUGGAGCAGGCCCUUAUCAAAAUUAACCGUUCCGAUAUUGUCAGCAAAUCUAUAACAAACUUGGAAUUAGUCACAGAUGAACGUGAGAGAAAACUAGCAAAGCAGCAGCUUGGGUCAACUAACGGAAUUGACGAAGUGGAUCCAGUUAAAAUCAACGGGAUCGAGUGCAAUAGAGUAGAUGUUUCGAUGGAAGAUUCUACCCACGAACCAGCGCACGAAAAGCAGGAACAUGAAUUGGACGAAAAGACUAGUAAGGAACCGUCACAGUCCUCUUCUCCAGAUAAUAGUGAAGUAUACCAACAAAUUCGGAGGGACAGUGGUGCGGUUUUUGGGAUCGCCUCAGUCAAAAAGCAAACAGAGACUCCACCCCCCAGCCCAGCCGAGUACAACACACAGAAUGACCAGUUGACCAGUCCCGAUCAAAAUCAGGAAGUUGCAGCAACUGUCGAGGAUGUGCAGGAAAUCAUUCAGGCGGCAAUCGCUGAACAUGACACCACCGGGGAUGAUGAUGAUGAUGAAUUUGAAGAGAUUCACGAACCUAUGGUUAUCACUCACAAAAUAACAGUACAAAAACCAUCGUUCGAUGCCAGUAACGACGAAGAUGAUGAUGAUUCGGAAGAUUUCGAGCAGCUAGAUCUGGAAACAGACAAGAGCGGGAAGGUCAGAACCAUCAAGAAACAUUCGAAGGUGAAUAUUAAAAUUAACAAACAACUCGCACAGCGACCAACCGUGGAAGACAUCGAAUGGGAGGUGACACCGGCUACGCCUGCAGCCGGGUAUGAUGACGAUAAAACUGAGACAGAAAUUGUAACAAAAGAGAUUUCAUCAGUGAACUUGGAGGACGUUUCGAAUGAUCGAAGGUACAGUUUAGAUAACAUAGACCCUCUACCAGGAUCACUUAGAGUAGAUUCUGGGCGUACGUUCGAAAAAUCGUUCUCUACCCCCGGUGAUAAUCAACAGAAAGGUGAACAAAUCAUAAUGAUUUCAUCCGAUAAUAAUAUCUCGGAGAUAGCCGCCGACUAUUCCGGUGAUAUUGAUGAGUUUAUUUUUGUGCAAACAUCACCGGAAAACUUUGCAAAGCUUGAGAAUGAGCAAAAUGUCACCGACGAAGAUGAUAACAGCAACCUGGUGAUCAUCACCGAAGAACAUUAUGAUUACGAGAUGGACGGUGAUCGACAGUCGAGUGUGAUUGAUCAGUCACCGCAGGAAGAGGAGACCUUGCCUCAGAAAUUUACUGUCGGUGGCAGCAGUUCCGAAAGCGAUGAGGAUCGCCUUGGUGAUAUUCGAAGAGGUUCGACGUUGAACAGAGUAGAUGGAACCGAAUAUCCUACACCUUCCAUUACGGUUACGCAACCAGAGGCCACAACUUGCACAACUAGUUUCUCCACACGAACGGGUGGUUCUUCCAGCGGAUCCGAUGUAGCACUGCACGAAACGGGCGGCGAGCUAAGCGAUGACGACGUAACAGGUAAAGUCAUCCUCACGCAACAAACAUGCGAUCAAUCUGCACCAGAAUGCACAGCUUCGUCAGCAGUAAUUGACAUCACGCUAGGUCACCCUGUAGACCCGCAGGAAACGGAAACUGGUGUUGAGCAGCUCGCCUCGGAGCAAAAUUUUAUUGAGUUCGAUAGUAACGAAGUUGCAGCUGGAAAUCAGCAGAACUCGUCAAGUGUUGAUGUAGCGAAAUCUCAAUUUGAAGAAGAUGAUAACACUAUUCAGGGUGGUGAAACUCAGCAUAGUUUCGACGAUGUGCUCAUACCAAUCAUGAGCUCGGAGGACACCAUUCUGGUUCCUAUUACAGCACAAAAGCACGUUUCUUCGGUUGAUGAUGGCAGCACAGCGAAUCACGCGGUGAUGGUCAUUCCUAACACCUCAUCAACUGCAGUCUCCAAUGAUGGUAAAAACUAUUUAGUUCAAAACAACGAUCAAGCAAUGGCAGUGGAACCUAGCGAGCCACCCACAAUCACCGAAGAUGGGAUAUGCCGGACUGAAACCAACACGAUCGUGAAUGAAACAGAUGAUGGAUCACUGCGUACUACCGUGAUUACAACGACCACUACCAUCAACGCCACUACCGAGCAGAUACCGGAAGAACUCCAGCAGCAAUUGCUCGAGCAGAUGAAACAGGCGGCGGCGGCAGCCGGAUUGAACGAAAGCGAUGCGGUAGUUACGACCGUAACAACGACCGAUGAGGAGGAAGCACAGCCCAACUCACCAAGCAAUGCCAAAACUACCACUACGACCACAACAAAUACCAUCACACUGACCUCAACCGAUGGUGAUUUCCCCGAGGAUGAACUGUUGCAAAAGAUAACCACAACCACACAGCUAUUGCAGCAGUCCGGUAAACCGGAGUUGGUCAAGGAAACACGAACCGUCACCGUGACGGAGGUGGUCGACGGAAAGCAUGACGCUAAACCGUCUAUCAACACAAUCGUUGACGAAUUCAUGAACGAGGAGAGAAAAAACUAACCUUCUAGUUGUGGCAGCUUUCGAAGUAAAUGUUUAGGCACAACAAAACGUUAAUUAAUAUUCAGCUUAAGUCAGAAAUGUAGAGCUGUUCUGUUUGAUGUGGCCAAAAUUGUGGAUCAAGAACAAAAUUUAAAUGAUAUUGCUACAUUAUAGGCUUAUGUAGUGCGUAAAAUUAGAACUUUGUUUUAUCUAUUUGAUUAGAUUUUUUUCAAAAGUUUCCAAAUUUUAUUGUAUUCAUCGUGUUUAAAACCAGUAAGUUUGUCCUUCACAUCCCGAUAGGUGUACUAUAAUGCAGCUUGCAAAAAUAAGUGAAUUGCGUUUAAAAAGUAUUUUAUUGUCUGAUUGAUUUUGGCAGUGCCUCAAUUUAAUGAGUACUAACGGAUAGGUAGUACGAUUGAAGUAAGCAAACACGCGUCGAACUUCAUUCGUUGCAAACGCGUGGAGUUGUAAAAAUGUUUACAGUAAAGAUCGAGGAUAGCAGAUUAUUUAUUUUUCUAACAUUUAUCGAUGUCGUCCGUGUUUAGAACUCAACGAUCAUGGAACAACAAUAAUUCAUUCUAUAUUUUGAUAGAAUUUAAAAUGAAACAUAACUACCAGGAGGUACAUUUUUAGUUGUAUUUAUAAAAUAAAAUGAGCGAGAAAACCUUUUUAUUUAUCUAACGCAAAAUUACAAAAACCCUGUCAGUUGACUAAGUACAGUUGGGUGCUGAUGAAGAAAACGAUAAAUCGUGAUAGAUGGCAACUAGGUUCAUAUUUAUCUGCUAUACACAAAAUCAAUUGUAACAAAUAUUACAACUAAAUACAAAGCAUGUAUCUGAUGUAAGGAACAAAUUAUAUCAACAAACAGCUUCUUCUGGAUAAUGUAGUUUUUAGUAACUUCUUCUCAUUCUCGAUUGCCUAACAAACAAAAAAGAGACGCAUAAUAUUGUAGAUGUCACUACUAUAAAAACAGUAUUUUAAGGAGUGUUUUGCUUUUGUUUUUAAUGUUAUUCUACCAGUUUUAAUUCUGUGUGACUAUUUAUUGACUUUCGAAUGAAACAACCUAGAAUGGAAGUUUUAUUUUAUCCAUUAUUGUUUGUCAUCAUUUUUGUUGAAAUGAGUAUUGAAUUCUACGUAUUUUUGUUUUCUCAACAUAACUUCACACAAUCAAUCGCCCGUCCUAUCAGUUAUUACACAAAUUUUUCGUAGGUUCUUUCGGUCCAGCCCGAACACUAUCGUACGAAAAAUGAGAGAUUACGGUUCCCUCCCUUUCGAGAAAGCUAUAACAAUACACAAGCUUGCUACGUUUAUAUUUAUUACUCUUGUUAAAAUAUAAGGAAGAAUUAUAUAAAUCAUUGAGAUAAAACAAAUAAACAGUCGUAUAUUUUCGAAAAACAAACUAAGACAGUCAAAAAUUAGCUUGUUUCUAUUGAUUGCUAGAGAGAAACAGUUCAUGGAUUGUGACUACUAAAAAAAUGUUAUUUACAGAUUGUCGGAAGCAUACAGAUAUUAACACAGAUAUGAAAAUAAACUAUUCUAAGUGGAAGUUAAAAGAGUAUCUCACAGCUUGGCAAUCUAUGGAAGGUGAGCUGAAAAACGCAUUCACUACAAUACAAACAUCAUUCGAUCGGACGCUGAACAUUAGUAAUUAUUGCAUUACACAAUAUUAAAACUACCAGACAAAUAUGUGAAUCAUAUAUAAGGCGAUCAAGUGAAUCAGAAAAAAAAAUAAAUUCAUCUAAAUGAAAA
Molecule: messenger RNA, 9859 nt
Organism: Malaya genurostris
Lineage: Eukaryota; Metazoa; Arthropoda; Insecta; Diptera; Culicidae
Product: ankyrin-3-like
Exons: 16
Coding region: 905-8131 (2408 amino acids)
Biological process (GO): signal transduction
Molecular function (GO): protein binding
Source: RefSeq, a predicted model, not a curated record